CGUCUGUUGGCAGAAAGUGGAAGGGGUCGUCAUUUUCGUUUGCCUGGUUUUUCUUCAUUUCUUUGCUCGUUCUGCCAUGGCUUCCGAUGAAAUUGCCUUGAACGCUGCACCCUGGUUCAUCAUUUACAAAGACCGUCGGAUCGACAGGCUUAUCGGCAACGACAUCGAUCCUCCCGGUCUUGAUCCGAAAACCGGCGUGGAGUCCAAAGAUGUCGUUAUCUCGCAGGAAGAUUCCGUCGCUGUCCGGAUUUACAGGCCUAAAUCUGCUGCCGGCGCUGGAAAAGGAGAUCAGAAGCUCCCUCUUCUUGUUUACUUCCAUGGCGGUGGGUUCUGCAUCGAAACGGCGUUUUCUCCUUUUUACCACCAGCACCUCAACCCUUGGGUGGCUCAAGCCAACAUCGUCGCUGUCUCCGUCAACUAUCGACGCGCACCGGAGCACCAGCUACCGAUUCCUUUUGAAGAUUCAUGGAGUGCUCUGAAAUGGAUCGCGGCUCACUCGAAUGGAACCGGGCCAGAUGAGUGGUUGAAUGAAAUUGCAGAUCUGAACCAGGUUUAUCUGGCUGGAGAUAGCGCUGGAGGGAACAUCGCCCACCGGAUGGCGCUGCGGAUGGCGACGGAGGGGCUGGCCGGAGUGAAGAUCAAGGGAUUGCAGUUGAUUCACCCUCAUUUUUGGGGGGGAAAAUUGAUCGGAGAAGAAAAGGAGUGGGAUCCGAAGAGCAUAUAUGUGGUGGAGAAUCUGUGGUAUUGGGUUUCGAAGGAUAUUAAGGAUUUAGAUGAUCCGAUUGUGAAUCCGGAGCACGAACCGGAUUUGGGGCGGCUUGCGGCGGAGAAAGUGGCGAUUUAUGUAGCGGAGAAGGAUAACCUGAAGGAGAGGGGACGGCAUUACGCGGAAUGUUUGAGGAAAUCAGGAUGGGGCGGAACCGUGGAUGUGGUGGAAACCGACGGCGAAGGGCACGUGUUCCAUUUGUUCAAUCCAAGCUGCGACUCGGCGGCAGACCUCGUCGGACAGCUCGCGGCGUUCAUCAGCGGCAAGUGCGGUUGUUGAAUGAACAAAGAAAUGUACUCUCCCCUGCCUUCUUCGUUCUUCAUUGUCGUCGUCGAUGGCCGGCGGGAGGAAUCUUAUGCCGUUUUUAAUUCGGUUUUGAGUUUUCUGUGGUAAUCUUCCAAUGAAUUGGGAAAGAUUAUAAUAAUAGUGAUGUGAUUGCUUGCUUGUUCAUUGUUA
Molecule: messenger RNA, 1222 nt
Organism: Cucurbita moschata (crookneck pumpkin)
Lineage: Eukaryota; Viridiplantae; Streptophyta; Magnoliopsida; Cucurbitales; Cucurbitaceae
Product: probable carboxylesterase 12
Exons: 1
Coding region: 77-1045 (322 amino acids)
Molecular function (GO): hydrolase activity
Source: RefSeq, a predicted model, not a curated record